CCUGCCUGGCACUACAUCUAGCUUGUCGAUUCUUCGGAGCAGUUGCGUUGUGAACAAUGCAAGGCCUCAUGGCAUCUUCCAAGCUGUCUCUGACCGUCGCCGUCGUGGUUUUUCUGCUCGGCAUGGCGGGCGCCGCCCACGGCCUGACGAGGGUGGUCGCCAACAGCCCCGAUGAGCCGUGCAUGAACAUGACGCUCUACUACCACGACAUCCUCUACAACGGCAACAACACGGCGAACGCGACCACGGCGGCGGCCACCAAGCCGACGGCGCUGGCCACGACCUACUGGAAGAACAGCACCUACUUCGGCGCGCUGAUGGUGUUCAACGACCCCAUGACAGUGGGGAAGGCGCUGCCCCUGGCCGGGGAGGAGCCGGCGGCACGCGCGCAGGGGUUCUACUUCUAUGAUAAGCAGGAGUCGCUGACCUCCUGGUUCGGCUUCUCCAUCGUGUUCAACUCCACGGCGCACAAGGGCACGCUCAACCUCGUGGGCGCCGACCUCAUGGGCGACGCCACGCGGGACUUCUCUGUCGUCGGCGGCACCGGCGACUUCUUCAUGGCACGCGGCGUCACAACCAUCCGCACUGACGCCAUCGAGGGCCUCUACUACUUCCGCCUGCAGAUGGACAUCAAGCUCUACGAGUGCUACCUCUGACUCUGACGAUACAGCACGCAUGCCCUGUGUGUGUGUGUCAAUUGAUGUGCUGCUGAUGUUGUUUAUGCUUCUCCUUAAAGAAAAUUUGGUGUGUGUGUGUGUGUGUGAUGGGUUUUAUGCUUGUGUGCGAUUGUCGCAUAUGCCCAUGAGUAUGCGAAAUGCUCAGCACUCUUAUUCAUAUAUUUACUGUUUAGCAAGAUUGAUCGGUU
This is a messenger RNA of Triticum urartu, 865 nucleotides long. NCBI's taxonomy places the organism in Eukaryota, Viridiplantae, Streptophyta, Magnoliopsida, Poales, Poaceae. The record is from RefSeq and is a predicted model, not a curated record.